Messenger RNA from Notolabrus celidotus (New Zealand spotty), 3380 nucleotides. RefSeq names its product junction plakoglobin a (gene jupa). The transcript is spliced from 16 exons. Gene Ontology annotation, cellular component: catenin complex; adherens junction. Gene Ontology annotation, biological process: positive regulation of transcription by RNA polymerase II; cell adhesion. Gene Ontology annotation, molecular function: transcription coactivator activity; alpha-catenin binding; cadherin binding. Bases 229 to 2382 code for a protein of 717 amino acids. Lineage: Eukaryota; Metazoa; Chordata; Actinopteri; Labriformes; Labridae. The record is from RefSeq and is a predicted model, not a curated record.
GGUGGAGGCGGAGUCUCGGCUGAGGUGACGCUCCUGUUACACAUUUUUGUUCAGAGGACUGUCGGCCAGCAGAAGCAGCAGCGGCGGAGAGGAAAGAGAAGAAGGGAGGAAUACAGAGAAGUGUCCCGCACUGAAGGAAACAACUCUAAUCUGGAAUAAAAACUUGAACACUCCGGUGUGUUUCGACAGGUUUGCUUCAGCGUUGUUCUGUGAUAACGGGAAGCCAGGAUGGCAAUGAUGGGUGACUCCGAAGCCGGCAUCACGAAGGUGACAGAGUGGCAGGAGACGAGGUAUGGCAUCGACUCCGGCAUCCAGUCUGGAGCUAAUACGAUCAGAGAUGAGGACGGUGACUUCAUCACCACCAAGAACUACACCUACACCACUGUCACAACCGAGCAGCCUGACUUAGAUGCUGGUACCAGAGCUGCAAGAGUGCGUGCUGCAAUGUUCCCAGAGCCAGGAAUGACCAUCCUGUCCUCUCAGACCGACCCGUCCCAGAUGACCAACGUCCAGAAGCUGGCAGAGCCGUCCCAGCUGCUCAAGGAGGCUAUCGUCCAUUUGAUCAACUACCAGGAUGACGCAGAGCUGGCCAGCCGUGCCGUGCCUGAGCUCACCAAACUGCUCAACGAUGAAGACUCGGUGGUGGUCAGCAAGGCAGCACAGAUUGUCAACCAGCUCACACGCAAGGAGGCAUCUCGGCGUGUGAUGAUGCAGUCCCCGCAGAUGGUGUCGGCGGUGGUGCGGGCGAUGCAGAACACAAGCGACAUGGAGACAGCCCGGGCUACAGCUAGCAUUCUGCACAACCUGUCCCACCAGAGAGAGGGCCUGCUCUCCAUCUUUAAGUCUGGAGGCAUCCCUGCUCUGGUCCGCAUGCUUAGCUCUCCCAUGGAGUCUGUGCUCUUCUACGCCAUCACCACACUCCACAACCUGCUGCUGCACCAAGAAGGAGCCAAGAUGGCGGUGCGUCUGGCUGACGGUCUGCAGAAGAUGGUUCCCCUGCUGAAUAAGACCAACCCCAAGUUCCUGGCCAUCACCACAGACUGUCUGCAGCUGCUGUCGUACGGCAACCAGGAGAGCAAGCUCAUCAUCCUCGCCAACAGGGGUCCUGAGGGUCUGGUUCACAUUAUGAGAAACUACAACUAUGAGAAGCUGCUGUGGACAACAAGCCGUGUGCUCAAAGUCCUCUCUGUGUGCCCCAGCAACAAACCCGCCAUUGUUGAGGCUGGUGGGAUGCAGGCUCUGGGUAAACACCUGUCAGGCACAACCCAGCGCCUACAGCAGAACUGUCUGUGGACACUUAGGAACCUCUCUGAUGCUGCUACCAAGCAGGAGGGUAUGGACAGUCUGCUGCAGACCCUGGUCGGCCUCCUCAGUUCAGACGACCUCAACAUGCUCACUUGCUCCACCGGCAUCCUGUCCAACCUUACAUGCAACAAUGCCCACAACAAAUCUCUGGUUACCAUGAACAACGGUGUGGAGGCUCUGAUCCAUGCCAUACUGCGCGCCGGUGAGAAGGAGGAUGUGACCGAACCUGCUGUUUGUGCUCUGCGCCACCUGACCUCUCGCCACCAACAGGCUGAGCUGGCACAGAACGCCGUGAGACAACACUACGGCAUCCCCGCCAUCGUCAAGCUGCUCAACCAACCCUACUACUGGCCUGUCAUCAAGGCUGUGGUCGGCCUGAUCCGCAACCUGGCGCUGUGCCCGGAGAACCAGGCCCCUCUGAGAGACGCUGGAGCGAUCCCCCGCCUGGUCAACCUGCUCCUCAAAGCCCACCAGGACGCCCAGAAAUCAUCCGCCCAGCAGACUUACCAGGAUGGAGUGAGGAUGGAGGAGAUUGUGGAGGGAUGCACAGGAGCUCUGCACAUCCUGGCCAGGGACCCUACCAACAGAGCAGAGAUCGCCAACCUGCAGACCAUCCCCCUGUUUGUUCAGCUCCUCUACUCUCCUGUGGAUAACGUGAAGCGUGUGGCGGCGGGCGUCCUGUGUGAGCUGGCUCUGGAUAAAACAUCAGCUGAGAUGAUUGAUGCAGAGGGAGCGUCAUCUCCACUGAUGGACCUGCUCCACUCCAACAACGAGGGCAUUGCUACCUACGCUGCAGCUGUGCUCUUCCGCAUCUCUGAGGAUAAGAACUCCGACUACAAGAAGCGUGUGUCUGUGGAGCUCACACACUCUCUGUUCAGACACGACCCCGAUGCCUGGGAGAGGGCCCAAAACAGCAUCCCAGCAGAGGGACCAUAUCCAGAUGAGCUGGAUGCUGGAUUCCAGGGUUAUGGAGGUUAUUCGGCUGACAUGCCCAUGGACGGCAUGGACGGGGGCAUGAUGCAGGACGACUACACAAACAGCAUCGCCUACGACAGACAAGCAUACCCUGAGUACUGACCUUAAGACUCAGAGGAGAGGAGAGAGGAGGUGGAGGAGCUGAUGCGGGACGGAAGAUGACGAUGAAGAGAACAGUCGUCAGUAAAGAUGAUCCCUCCGGCUCUCAGCCUGAUGUAAUAUAUGCAAUUAUCACUGAGUACGGGACUUAUAUUGUUAACAGGGCUCUACUUUGUUUUAUAGCAUAAUUUUGAUUUUAAUUCUGACAGUGAUGAUGCUUGUAGGCUUCUGUUAGGGAACCUUCAAAGAGUGCGUGUGUGUGUGUGUGAGUAUGUGAGUUGAGUUUGUGCGUGUGUGUGUGUGUGUGUUUGCGCUUUUGGGUGGGUAUUCUAUGCCAAAGAGAUUUUAUUUUGUGAUGAUAAUCAUGUAGCUUCUUCUUUUUUUAAGAAAAGGUAAAAAAAAAAGAGAAUAAUAGUUGAAAACACUGCCAGAGGUGGCUAAACGUGCACGGUGCACCUGCUCACCGCUCUCCUUUCUUUCUUUAACGCCUUCAUAACAGACACUGCUGUCUACGCUGCAGUUUGACACUAUAUACUGUCGACUUUCUCCCGCUGUUAGAGAGCCAGGUCAAACAGUCUCUGUCUUUCUCUCAGCACUGAUUCAGUAGGAGUGAACAAACGAUGAGAUGUGGAGGUCUGUGACGGACCUCGCAGAGAGCAGUGUGGGGCCGCCCCUGACUCUGACAUACCGUGGAUUACUUUAUAGAGUGUAGAUGUUUGUUUUUAUGAAAUGUAUCUCAUCUUUUAUAAGUUAAUCCCAGGGAAAGAUUCUCAUAAUCUGGCUUUACCAGAGUAUAAACAAAGAUGUCCCUCAUUAUGUACUGAAUCUUAAAGAAAAGACGGUUAUGUCAGUGUAAUAAUCGAAUCAACAUAUGAGAUAGAGCAGUCAGGGUCGGCCCCACAGCUGGAGAAAACUACUGACAGGAAGAUUUGUCUUUCUACUUAAUAAGAGUUUUUACUGAAAUUUUGUUUAAUAAAAAAAUAAAGGAUUUAUUAAAAGUA